AUGCCCUCUACUCUCCCCGCCGGCAACGGCCAGCAGUCUGCUAACGACAACAUCACCCGUUUCGCUCCUCCCAGCCGGGUCCUCUCUCCCCCUUCAACACAGCCUCUUCCACAACAAGACACGAUGCUUCGUAUACUAACGGGGGGAAAUAGUGGCAUGCAACCCCGAGCCGUGCAGGGCAUGCUCGACUUUGACUUCAUCUGCAAGCGUACUACCCCCUCCGUGGCCGGUAUCAUCUACACUUUCGGUGGCCAGUUCGUCAGCAAGAUGUACUGGGGUACCAGUGAGACCCUCCUCCCCGUCUACCAGGAUGUCGAGAAGGCCAUGGCCAAGCACCCCGACGUUGACACCGUUGUCAACUUCGCCUCCUCCCGUUCCGUCUACUCCUCCACCAUGCAGUUGAUGGAGAACCCCCAGAUCCGCUCCAUUGCCAUCAUCGCCGAAGGUGUGCCCGAGCGUCGUGCCCGUGAGAUCAUGGUCACCGCCAAGGAGAAGGGUAUCACCAUCAUUGGUCCCGCCACCGUCGGUGGUAUCAAGCCCGGUUCCUACAAGAUCGGUAACACCGGUGGUAUGAUGGACAACAUCGUCGCCUCCAAGCUCUACCGCAAGGGUUCCGUCGGUUACGUCUCCAAGUCCGGUGGUAUGUCCAACGAGUUGAACAACAUUAUCUCCCAGAACACCGACGGUGUCUACGAGGGUGUUGCCAUUGGUGGUGACCGUUACCCCGGUACCACUUUCAUCGACCACUUGCUCCGUUACCAGGCUGAGCCUGAGUGCAAGAUCCUCGUCCUCCUCGGUGAGGUCGGUGGUGUUGAGGAGUACCGUGUGAUUGAGGCCAUCAAGAACGGCACCAUCACCAAGCCCAUCGUUGCCUGGGCUAUCGGAACCUGCGCCAGCAUGUUCCAGACCGAGGUCCAGUUCGGUCACGCCGGUGCCUCCGCCAACUCUGAGCUCGAGACCGCCGUUGCCAAGAACAAGGCCAUGCGCGAGGCUGGCAUUCACGUCCCCGAGACCUUCGAGGACCUUCCCCAGACCCUGAAGCAGGUCUACGAUGCCGAGGUCUCCAAGGGCUCCAUCACCCCCGCCCCUGAGCCCGUUGUCCCCAAGAUCCCCAUUGACUACUCUUGGGCCCAGGAACUCGGUCUCGUCCGUAAGCCCGCUGCCUUCAUCUCCACCAUCUCCGACGACCGUGGCCAGGAGCUGCUCUACGCCGGUAUGCCCAUCUCCGAUGUCUUCCGUGAGGAUAUCGGUAUCGGUGGUGUCAUGUCUCUCCUCUGGUUCCGCCGCCGUCUGCCUCCCUACGCCAGCAAGUUCCUCGAGAUGGUUCUGAUGCUGACUGCCGACCACGGUCCCGCCGUGUCCGGUGCCAUGAACACCAUCAUCACCACCCGUGCCGGAAAGGACCUCAUCAGUGCUCUCGUCUCCGGUCUCCUCACCAUUGGUUCUCGCUUCGGUGGUGCCCUGGACGGCGCCGCUGAGGAGUUCACCAAGGCCUUCGACAAGGGCCUGAGCCCCCGUGACUUCGUCGACAUCAUGCGCAAGGAGAACAAGCUCAUCCCCGGUAUCGGCCACAAGGUCAAGUCCCGCCAGAACCCCGAUCUCCGUGUCGAGCUCGUCAAGGAGUUCGUCAAGAAGCACUUCCCCAGCACCAAGCUGCUCGACUACGCCAUUGCCGUUGAGACCGUCACCACCUCCAAGAAGGACAACCUCAUUCUCAACGUCGACGGCUGUGUCGCCGUCUGCUUCGUCGACCUUCUCCGCAACUGCGGUGCCUUCACCCCCGAGGAGACCGAGGAUUACAUGCGCAUGGGUGUUCUCAACGGUCUCUUCGUUCUCGGCCGCUCCAUCGGUCUCAUUGCCCACUACCUCGACCAGAAGCGCCUGCGCACCGGUCUCUACCGCCACCCCUGGGAUGACAUCACCUACCUUCUCCCCACCCUCCAGAAGGGCGGUGCCGAGGGCCGUGUUGAGGUCAACCUGUGA
Messenger RNA from Penicillium brevicompactum, 1983 nucleotides. RefSeq lists its product as uncharacterized. Gene Ontology annotation, biological process: tricarboxylic acid cycle; fatty acid biosynthetic process; acetyl-CoA biosynthetic process. Gene Ontology annotation, cellular component: cytosol. Gene Ontology annotation, molecular function: ATP citrate synthase activity. The record is from RefSeq and is a predicted model, not a curated record. The coding region runs from base 1 to 1983 and encodes 660 amino acids. The transcript has 2 exons. NCBI's taxonomy places the organism in Eukaryota, Fungi, Ascomycota, Eurotiomycetes, Eurotiales, Aspergillaceae.